AUUAAGUGUAUAAUCUAUGGUACCUACCGUAUGUAAUCAGUCCAAUUUCAAUUUUCAAUUAAUUUCAUUUAAUAUUUUUGUGUACAUAUGUAUCAAUAUUAAUUUAUAACCAAGUUCGCUAGGUGGUAACUGAACUACAUACAAACCCUAAAUCGUAGCUAAAUAUAAAGACCACGUUUCAAAGUUUAAUUUGUCGUACAUUACACUAAUUCAUUACAUAUUGGUUUGAAAAUAAAACAAACAUUUCUAACUUUAAAGUAAUUUCAGCUAGAAAUUAUUUCUUCUAAAUCAUGUUUGUGGUAUCUCCUCAUAUACGCCAGGAAUGGAAAUGUAUGGCUACUCUGAUUGCAAGAUUUUCAAAUAAACCCACAUCAUCCGAGGUUCUAACAGCCUAUUUAACUCAGUGUAACGAACCACCUUGGACUUCUUAUUUUGUAAAGUACAGUUAUGUGAAAGAUGAUCAGUUUGGAAUGUCAAAUUUUAAUUGGAAGGUUGGUAAUUCCAACUAUCAAAUAUUAAGAACUGGUUGUUUUCCAUAUAUAAAAUAUCACUGUUCUAGAAAAAAGGCAGAAGACUUAAAUAUGUCAGAUAAAUUUAUGAGAAUUAUAAAGGUUGCAAAUUUAGGUAUACCUUGUUUACUGUAUGGCCUUGCAGCAACCCAGCUUAUAAGGCAUGAAGAACUUGUUCACACAAGCAAAGGGCCAGUACCAAUAUACUUUUUGCUUCCAGAAGAUAAAGGAUCUUUGCAUUAAAACACCAUACUGUAAACAUUAUUUAUUAAUUAAGAAAACUAAAGUGUGGUAUAGUGCUUAAAAGAUACUAUUGUAUAAUAGCUACUAAA
Molecule: messenger RNA, 841 nt
Organism: Bombyx mori (domestic silkworm)
Lineage: Eukaryota; Metazoa; Arthropoda; Insecta; Lepidoptera; Bombycidae
Exons: 3
Coding region: 291-752 (153 amino acids)
Source: RefSeq, a predicted model, not a curated record